This is a messenger RNA of Diorhabda carinulata, 478 nucleotides long. RefSeq names its product chromosome transmission fidelity protein 8 homolog. NCBI's taxonomy places the organism in Eukaryota, Metazoa, Arthropoda, Insecta, Coleoptera, Chrysomelidae. The record is from RefSeq and is a predicted model, not a curated record. The coding region runs from base 81 to 401 and encodes 106 amino acids. Gene Ontology annotation, biological process: mitotic sister chromatid cohesion. The transcript is spliced from 2 exons. Gene Ontology annotation, cellular component: Ctf18 RFC-like complex.
UCAGGUGUCAAUUUUUCAUACAGCAUUUCUCAUUUAUAUUGAUUAAAUUCGAAUAUAUCUAUACAUUAAACUAUAAUAAAAUGCCUAUUUUAUUAAAAGCUUCAAAACCGCUAUCAGAUGAAUGGUCAAUUAUAGAACUUCAAGGAGAUUUAAAAUCACAUUCGGAAUCAAAUUUUGAGGGGCAGUUUAUUGGCGACUUACAAUAUACAAAAACUGGAAUUCCAAUAUUGAUUAUUGGACAUCAUUUGAUUUAUGGAAAAGAAACAAAAAUAGAAAAACCUUUUGCGUUAAUAGAAAAACAAGAAGUAGAUGGAAAGAUUGAGUUUGUAGUGAAAGCCAUUAUAAAGAAUAAAAUUAUUUUUAAAACCAGACCUAAACCUAUCGUUGCGAAAACGGAUUAACACACACUGUUUUAGAAAUAUUUUUUUUAUUUUUAUACAGAAAUUUUAUAAUAAAAAAAUAAAACAUUUUCAUCCUA